AAUACAUGUACAGACAUAUUGUUUGCUUAAGUGUGUUUUUGGUCUGAUAAGAGCAGGAGAAUAAAAUAUAUGUCUUCAAUCGUUUGUUUUGUAGAAUAUUUUGUAUCCUUGUAGUCAGCAUCAAAACUUUAAACUUCAAAACUUUAAACCGAUACGAGUGAUGUCCAUUGACAAAACUGGCUGCUAAUAGUGUUGGGAGGUUUUUGAUUUUAUUGAUUUUCAUAAAAAUAAUUAAAUAAUGGACAAAUCUUCCCAUGAUUUCUCGAAGUUAAUUGGAAGCGUUAGCCUGGAGAAAGAGAUUGAUCCCAUUUGCAUGAGCAUCGACGAUAUGAUAACUCGACUGGAUGAGCUGGAAUCACUUUUGGCCAAUGUCAAGGGCGUAUCAAAUAUAAUUAUAGAUCAGUAUACAAGUGGAGUGUUGACAUUUCUUCCUAAAUUCAUGGAAUUAAAAAGUCGAAUUGAUAAUUUGGAAAAGUUUGUCCAAGUUGUAGACGAUAAUAUGAAUCAAAUGGAAAAGACUAUCGAUUUAGCAGAACAUGAACUCAACGUAACAGACUACAGCCUUAAAGGCUUGAUUUUGAAACCAUUGCUGACGAAAACAUUGCCGAUUUCUACGCCAAAUGGAGAAGAAACGGCAUCAUCGACAAAAUCGGAUGCAAGCAUUGAAUACCAGCCCAUUCAAAUUUUUAACUCAAAGCUAUAUUUUGAUAAUAAAAUUACAAAAAACAAUUAAGCAUUCUGUAGUAUAUUCAUGUCGUCUACCUUGCAUCCCCUCUAAGACUAGCAGUUUUAAUGCAUAGUUAGUAAUUAAGCAUGGUGCAAUUAUGUUUCGACUCAAUCUAAUAAUAACACAGAUAAUUUAAA
This is a messenger RNA of Musca domestica (house fly), 864 nucleotides long. Its product is annotated as biogenesis of lysosome-related organelles complex 1 subunit 4-like. The transcript is spliced from 3 exons. The record is from RefSeq and is a predicted model, not a curated record. Gene Ontology annotation, cellular component: BLOC-1 complex. Lineage: Eukaryota; Metazoa; Arthropoda; Insecta; Diptera; Muscidae. Bases 239 to 733 code for a protein of 164 amino acids.